Molecule: messenger RNA, 959 nt
Organism: Clunio marinus
Lineage: Eukaryota; Metazoa; Arthropoda; Insecta; Diptera; Chironomidae
Source: the annotation of a GenBank genome assembly
GCGUAUUCAGCAUAACAUUCAAUCGAUUUUUUUUCUCUUCGUAAAUUUUGGAAAAUUUAUUUUUCCUGCCUGAUACUUAACUAAAAUAAGCCAAAAAUGUCAUCAGCUGUUGAACCACUGACACUUUCUCGAGAUAUCGCUCGUGCGAUUGAACUCCUAGAUAAACUUCAAAUGAGUGGUGAAGUUCCAGCAACAAAACUUGCGGCCCUUCAAAAAGUUUUGCAAUCAGAUUUUUUGAAUGCUGUAAGAGAAGUUUAUGAGCACGUUUAUGAAACAGUUGACAUACAAGGAUCUCUUGACGUUCGUGCAUCAGCCACUGCCAAAGCAACAGUUGCAAGUUUUGCAGCAAGUGAAGGACACGCACAUCCCCGUGUUGUUGAACUUCCAAAGACAGAAGAAGGUUUAGGAUUCAAUGUCAUGGGAGGAAAAGAACAAAACAGUCCAAUUUAUAUAUCUCGUAUUAUCCCUGGAGGCGUUGCAGAUCGUCAUGGUGGUCUUAAACGUGGUGAUCAGUUACUAUCUGUCAAUGGUGUGUCUGUCGAAGGUGAAAAUCACGAGAAAGCAGUUGAAUUAUUGAAACAAGCUAUUGGAUCUGUUAAACUUGUUGUACGUUACACACCGAAGGUACUCGAAGAAAUGGAAAAUCGGUUCCAAAAGCAAACAAAUCGACGUCGACAAUUUCAGUAAACAAAAAUAAAAUUUUGAUUGUGCACUUCCUCAUUAUUGCAAUUUAUUACAUAAAUAUCUAAUUGUUAAGUGGCCAUUUAAAUUCUAGGAGAAAAAAGAAAGAAAACUAAAUCAAAACAAUUUUUUCUUAUGUCAGAUGAAAAUAUUUUCUUAAUUUAUUUGAUUCAUCGUUCUAAAUAACUUUUUAAUUAAUUAUGAAAAUCAAAUCCUUCGCUGUGCGUCGAUUUUUAUUUUUUUCUUUACAUUUGAUUUCGAUUGACGCAAUAAUAAAA